ACACAGUGUGGAUUAAAAACUUUAACGUAAUAAGGGUGAAUGUAAAUGUUGGCAGUACACUGCAUAUCCUUUUUCCACCGCAUAUUUGAAAAUUUGAGACUUGAUAAAAGCUCAAUUGAAAGAAAUACAACGAUCAAAUUAUAAGGUCAAACAAACAUGUCAAUCUCGCUUGGAAGGAAAAAACCCCAAAGAAAAAGUGAUACCAAAGAGAACUCAAAGUUUCUAAUGAUAUACAAAAAAUGUAGCUGCCAUAUAGUUGAAGGAAGAUUUGCCAAGAAAAACACUGCAAUCCCAGCUAAUCCAACAAUCAAGAACCUCAGUGCUGUGGCAAUAUGACAAAUAGUUGAUCCCAAGAUCACUAGCAAGGAAAUGCCUCCUUUAACCAAGACUAACAAGUAGUUGAACCCGUACACUUGUUCAUUGCAUUUCUAUAACUGAACUUCAUAAAGUCUACUCUUCCCAAAUAUGUGACGGCAAAGAAUAUCAAGUACACUCCCAUAACAUACAACCAUCCCUCUCACAAUAAAGUUUUCAAUUCACCUUGUGGAUACCAGUAGGUUAUUCUAAAAAGUUACGAUCACUUGAGUGGUUAUAUCAUCUCUCAAACUUAGAUUUUUAAAUCUGAGUUAAACCAUGUAAUGACAUUAAUUGCCUUGCAUAACCUCACUAACUUGUGUCAAGUGUGUGUCAAGUGUAAACUAAAUACAAAAUAAAUUUCGAUUCCACUUUAAGUGUAAACUAAAUACAAAAUAAAUUUCGAUUCCACUUUAAGUCAAAUCAUACAGUUAAUGAUGAACAAAUAUAAAAACAACAAAAAUGAAAGAACGAAAAAGGAAAAAAGAUAUUAAGUAGAGGCUCUGGACUAAAAGAUCCCUUGGCUCCAUAUAUUGCUCUCUCUGCAAGCAAGGUAAAUCAUGCAAAUA
Rubroshorea leprosula is the source of this 923-nucleotide messenger RNA. The record is from the annotation of a GenBank genome assembly. Lineage: Eukaryota; Viridiplantae; Streptophyta; Magnoliopsida; Malvales; Dipterocarpaceae.